Molecule: messenger RNA, 1332 nt
Organism: Malassezia japonica
Lineage: Eukaryota; Fungi; Basidiomycota; Malasseziomycetes; Malasseziales; Malasseziaceae
Exons: 3
Coding region: 1-1332 (443 amino acids)
Biological process (GO): nuclear inner membrane organization
Cellular component (GO): chromosome, centromeric core domain; microtubule organizing center attachment site; nuclear inner membrane
Source: RefSeq, a predicted model, not a curated record
AUGAAGCUCCGGCGCCUGUUCGCCAAGGCGCCGGCCGCGCACGCGUGCCACUUUUGCGGGCAGACCUCAGUGCUCGUGCCGCCGUACGGCGACGGCGACGCGCAGCUUGCGCGUGCCCAGGACCGCGCAGCGCGCGUCUCGAGCGGGACGCCUGCGCGCUGGUUCUGCUCUGCGUGCGGCAGCUGGAACCACCGCGGGGCGGACGGCGAGGUGCUCGACGUGUGGGAGCGUGCCAUGUGGGAUGUAGGCGCCAACGAAAGCGCGUUUGCGACGCCGUCCAAGGUCCACGAGGAGGACCAUGUGUUCUGCCGCGACUGCCUGACGAACCAGACGAUCGUCACGAACCUGCUCGCCAACUACCUCUCCGGCGACGAGGCGGCAGACGAGGGGCUGCUCGCGACACUCCCAGAGUACAAGCGCUCGCUCGAGGCGCGGUACCCGAUUGCAUGCGAGGCGUGUGCACAAAAAGCCAACGCACGCAUCGCAUCCGUCGACCAGCGCGUGCAGCAGCAGCUGCUCGGGUCGUGGGUCGAGCGCCAUGCGGCGCCGCGCGACGUGCACGACGAGGCUGCCGCCUUCCAGGCCGCGGUCCGGCGCUGGCAUUGGCAGCAGCGGCACUGGGCGCUCGUCCAGGCGAGCGGCCUCGGCCUCGGUCUGUACAUGGCGCAGCACAGCACGCCGGACGUGGUUGUCGCUGCGCUGUGCCUCGGCGCAUUGAUGCCGACAACGUACGACCCCAUGUGGCGCCGCGCGGAAGCGAUCCGCCGUCGCAACGCACACCCCGUCGAGCAUGGCCUGGUGGUGUGGAAGCAUACCCAGCAGGCGCUCUGGAACAUCCGCUUCGGUCUCGUCCUCUGUGUCUUGACGCCGGUUGUUCCAUGGAUUUAUGUAGGAAGCGUUGCUGUGCUGCUGCAGGCCAUGCUCGUCCUGCAUGCGCUUGCGCGCCGCCGCGUCACGUCGCCCGAGCCUGUGCGCCUCGUGUCGCGCGAGGUGACGACGCCGCGCAAAGAGGCCGUCGGCACGGACCCCCUUGCGGCCAUGUCGCUCGGCGCGACGCGUGCCGCGCCGCCGCUCGAUGCGCUCCUCGAGCCCGUGCCGAGCGCAGGCGAGGCCAUGGACAUUGAAGACGAUACCCCCCCCACGCUGCGCUUCGGACCGCAGCGCUUCCCUACUGCACCGAGCGGGCUCGAGGACCUGUUUGAAGAGCGCCUUGCGCUCGAACCGCGCACCGAGCUCCGCGAGCCUGCGUGGCACUGGACGACGUCCAAUCUCCCCCUGGUCGCCGUGCUGCUGCUAGGCGUGGUGCUUGGUCUCGUACUUCGUAAUGACUAG